Lagenorhynchus albirostris (white-beaked dolphin) is the source of this 1952-nucleotide messenger RNA. RefSeq names its product double C2-like domain-containing protein gamma. The record is from RefSeq and is a predicted model, not a curated record. Bases 819 to 1649 code for a protein of 276 amino acids. NCBI's taxonomy places the organism in Eukaryota, Metazoa, Chordata, Mammalia, Artiodactyla, Delphinidae. The transcript is spliced from 11 exons. Gene Ontology annotation, cellular component: membrane.
UCACUCUCACCACAACCCUGUGAGAUGGGGCCAACGCUGUCCCUGGCUGGUGAGACUGAGGCUCAGGGAGGGUAGACACCUUGCCCAAGGUCACCCCGGUUUGGGAUUUGAACCAGGCCCUCUGUGACUCCAGAGACCAAACUCCUAGCCACUACCCUGUACGAGCUCCUGUUCCAUCUUCCGUGCCUGGCUGACCAUGUGCUGGGCAGUAGGCAUCCAGAAAGGAGCCUUGCUUGCUACUGCAAACCUCUAACAUGCCAAGCUCCCACCAUGUACCAGGGCCACACUCUGGCUCUCUGGGUCACCUCCGUCAGGCGCACACCCAGCACCGGCAGCGACCCAAACCAGAUGGAGGAGCUCUCAGAGUGGUCCCAGCUGCUGCCCAGGACCCCCCCGCCCCCCGCCAACACCCUCAGUGAUGCCUCCUCGCCCUGUCUGGUUGGCCUGAUGCGGUGCCCUCAUCUCCGGUGCUCAGGGGCUCCUCUGAGUGCCGCCUCCACGUCCAGGCCCCCAUGGCGGGCACGGCGGGCCGGGGGCGGUGAGCGUGCAGGAACACGUGGCUAUUGACGUGAGCCUGGGCCCCAUCCGGCCCAUCCACCUCAUUUCCGACUACUUCCCGCACUUCUACCCCUUCGCUGAGCCCACCCUGCACACCUGAGACCUACACCCUCCAGUGACCCCCACCAUCCACUCUGCAUCCCAGUCCCAGCCGGACCCAGAGCCAGAGGGAGACUCAGACAACAGCAUACGCAGGCCUCUCGCUGCUGUGGCCUCUCCCGUUGCGGAGCACAGGCUCCGGACGCGCAGGCUCAGCGGCCAUGGCUCACGGGCCCAGCCGCUCCGUGGCAUGUGGGAUCUUCCCGGACCGGGGCACAAACCCGUGUCCCCUGCAUCGGCAGGUGGACUCUCAACCACUGCGCCACCAGGGAAGCCCCACGCUUCUUUUUGACACAGACAGUAGCACACUGCACUGCACAGCUCACCGGGCCAAGGGCCUCAAGCCACCGGCCUCGGGCUCCGUGGACACCUAUGUCAAAGCCAACCUGCUGCCUGGGGCCAGCAAGCCCCCAGGCCAGCCAGCUGCGGACAUGCAUGUUUCGGAGCACAAGGGGGCCUGUCUGGGAGGAGGCACUCAUGGCUUCACCCUCCAGGACACCCGGUGCAACACCCUGUGGCUGUGCGUCUGGGAGGACCCACAGCUGCAGCAACGGCGGCGGGCGCCUCCCCUGCGGGAGCUGCGGGUGCCCCUGGGGAAGCUGGUGCCCAGCCAAGCCAGGAGCUUCGAUGUGUGUCUGGAGAGGUGGAGGCUGGUGGAGGCUGAGGUAGCUGGGGAGGAGCGUGGGCGCGUCCUGCUGUCACUGUGCUACAGCUCUCAGCGGGGCAGCCUGCUGGUAGGUGUGCUGCGCUGUGCCCACCUCGCCCCCAUGGAUGCCAACGGCUACUCGGACCCCUUCGUCCGCCUUUACCUGCAUCCGAAUGAAGGGAAGAAAUCGAAAUAUAAGACCAGUGUUCAGAAGAAGACCCUGAACCCUGAGUUCAACGAGGAAUUCUUCUGCACAGGCCCACGGGAGGAGCUGGCGCAGAAGACACUGCUGGUGUCUGUGUGGGAUUAUGACCUGGGCACAGCUGACGACUUCACUGCUGAGUAGCCAGGCCAGCGGGGAGCACCAGCAGCACUGGCGCGAAUGGCUGGGCCGCACUGACCACCAGCUGGAGCCGUGGCACCCACUGGACGGCGCGCGCCUCCAGCUCAGCGAGUAGCGGGGGCACCCGGCCUGGCCCUGCUCACCACCCGUCCCCGAGACUGACCCGCGGCCGCCUCCAUGGAGCUGCGAGGACCUAGGGCUGCCUCACCCACCAUGUCCACCCCUAGUCAAUUGCUUCCUUCCUUCCCCCCUUUCAAAUUCACCCCACUGCCAAAUCAUGAAGCAAGAAUAAACCUCUCCUCCAAA